Chinchilla lanigera (long-tailed chinchilla) is the source of this 963-nucleotide messenger RNA. Its product is annotated as taste receptor type 2 member 14-like. The coding region runs from base 1 to 963 and encodes 320 amino acids. Gene Ontology annotation, biological process: detection of chemical stimulus involved in sensory perception of bitter taste; sensory perception of taste; G protein-coupled receptor signaling pathway. Lineage: Eukaryota; Metazoa; Chordata; Mammalia; Rodentia; Chinchillidae. The record is from RefSeq and is a predicted model, not a curated record. The transcript has a single exon. Gene Ontology annotation, molecular function: G protein-coupled receptor activity; bitter taste receptor activity. Gene Ontology annotation, cellular component: membrane.
AUGAGUAGUGUCACACUGAACAUAUUUACUAUCAUUGUUAGUGUAGAGUUCCUAAUGGGAAAUUUAGGAAAUGGAUUCAUAAUCCUGGUGAACUGCAUGGACCUGAUCAACAGCAGAAAGAUCUCUGUAGUGGAUCACCUGCUCACUGCUUUGGCAAUCUCCAGGAUCAGUCUGCUCUGGUUAUUAUUCACAAAUUGGUGGAAGGCUGUUUUUUUUCCAACUUUCUGGAUGAAUAUAAUAAUGGUAAGAAUAUUGUACAUGGUUUGGAUUGUGACUUGUCAUUUUAGCAUGUGGCUUGCCACGUGCCUCAGCCUCUUUUAUUGUCUCAAGAUAGCCACAUUUUCCAAUUCUAUUUUUCUUUAUUGUAAAUGGAGAGUUAAAAAGGUGGUUUCAGUGAUGUUGCUGGUGUCUCUUGUUCUCUUGCUUUUACAACUUUUGCAGUCAAAUAUGCAUUUGGAUAUGUUGAUUGAUGAGUAUGAAAGAAACACGUCUUACAGGUCCAGUUUUCCUGACUUUCUUGAGUUUUCAAAACUUCUUUUAUAUAGCAACACGCUGUUCACAUUCACAGCCUUUGCUCUGUCCCUGAUAACUUUUCUCCUCCUCAUCUUCUCCCUGUGGAAACAUCUGAAGAGGACGCAGCACAGUGUCAGAGGGUCCAGAGAUGUCAGCACCAAGGCCCACAUACAAGCCUUGCAAGCUGUGGUUAUCUUCCUCCUACUGUACACAACUUUCUUUCUGUCAAUUUUUAUGCAACUUUGGAAAUUUGAGUUUUCAAACAUUCUCUAUUUUUACUUUUGUCAGAUUGGUGAAAUUACUUUUCCUUCAAUCCAUUCAUUUGUCCUAAUCCUGGGAAAUAAUAAGUUGAAACAGGCCUAUCUUUCAGUGUUGAAGUGGCUGAAGUGUGUGGGUCCAAAGAUGAAUCUCCGGGUUCAUAAACCAUUUGGAGGAUGUUGCAUAUUCUAA